AUGAGUGCAACAAAAUUAGGCAUUUUGCUCGUUCGUACACUAGCGAAACCAAUUGCAAAUAGUAUUAAAAAUUAUAGUAAAAGACAUGCAACUUUUCGUCAAAUGUGUAUUAAUGUAGCGCAGGCAACUCAUCGGUUUGAAAUUAAAUUAAAGAUGAAUUUGUUGAGUCAAAAAUCCGAAAAAAUUCGCCCUUUAAACGAUGCAAAAGCUGUAGAGAUGGGUGCUAAUUUUUUAGGCGAGGCAGUUAUUUUCGGAGUUGCAAAUCGUCAACAUCAAUUGAAUGAACAAAUAGAAAAGUUACAAGAGGAAACGACAGAAUUAAAAUCUCACAUCGAAAUAAAUCGAUCAUUUGAGGAUCGAAUGAUGAAUCAACUUGAAGAACUGAAAAAUGAUAAUGAAAAAUUACGAACCCUCUUAGAUAGAAUUUUGAUAAAAGGAUUGGAACCAAGGAAGUCUCAAAUUUUAAGAUUUCCUGGAAUGCAAUGGGAAAAUAAAGAUGAUAAUAAAAAUCCACAAGAUCAAAAUACUCUUGAAAAUAAAACCAUUGAAAAGAUUGAUUCACAAAAUUUAAACUCCGCUGAUCCGCAGUAA
This is a messenger RNA of Funneliformis mosseae, 591 nucleotides long. The record is from the annotation of a GenBank genome assembly. Lineage: Eukaryota; Fungi; Glomeromycota; Glomeromycetes; Glomerales; Glomeraceae.